UGUAACCAAUUGAGUAUAAUUAGCGGAUAAAAGAGUCAAUACAAGGUUUUUUUAUUUUAUUUUUUAUUUUGGUCUUCUCCUUGUUAUUCAAAACUUCGCUUAAGCCGUAAUGGGUGGAACUCCAACGGAAAAUCCAAUCGUCAAGAUAAAUGUAGGGGGAAAACCAUUCUACACUAAACAGAAAACGUUGGUGCAGUCAAGAUACUUUGAGGCGUUAUUAGCUGAUACUAUGCAUAAAAGAACAUAUGUUGGAAAAAACAGCGAUGAAAUCUUUAUCGAUCGUAACGGAGACAUAUUUCGACAUGUUUUGCAAUACCUUAGACUUGGUAAAAUCUUCGUUAAAGAGGAGAACACCUUAAAAAAAAUAAAGAUUGAAGCCAACUAUUAUGGGUUAAGUGACUUGGUGAAUCAAGUAGAUGCAAGGGUUAAGUAUUUAUCAGAGAGAAAGGAUCAAUAUAUGUUUAUGGAUUCCGAUAAGCUACUGGAAGAGUACAUGGGGAAAUUCAACCCUUCCUCUGAAAAAAGCACAACUGAAAAGGCCCCCAAUUCUUUUCAAGUCAUUAAAUACUUUGAUACAGUCGAAAAACAAACAAAGUGCUUUUUGCCGCAUACAGCAAGCGAAAGCUGCACUCAUACAAAUCACAAAACCAUUGAAGUUCCUGCAAAAAAAGCAAUAGUCAGACGUUAUGCAUAAUAAAAGUAAGAAUGAUUGUGGGAAUCAGUUAUAAGACUUGUAAUAAAUACG
Molecule: messenger RNA, 745 nt
Organism: Mucor mucedo
Lineage: Eukaryota; Fungi; Mucoromycota; Mucoromycetes; Mucorales; Mucoraceae
Product: BTB/POZ protein
Exons: 1
Coding region: 110-694 (194 amino acids)
Biological process (GO): protein homooligomerization
Molecular function (GO): protein binding
Source: RefSeq, a predicted model, not a curated record